Molecule: messenger RNA, 888 nt
Organism: Morchella importuna
Lineage: Eukaryota; Fungi; Ascomycota; Pezizomycetes; Pezizales; Morchellaceae
Exons: 4
Coding region: 1-888 (295 amino acids)
Source: RefSeq, a predicted model, not a curated record
AUGGCCAGUAACUACGGCUUCUACGAGUCUCGUGGCGAAUAUGGUCGAGAUAACCAUAUCCACAGAUACGGAAACCCUGGAAAUCCACCGGAUGAUCAGGAAAGAAACAGAAACGGAGGGCAUCCAUAUUCUGGGCCACCGCCGGUUAACUCCUCCUCCGACAACUAUCCUUUUUUUUUAGCAGGUGAUGGAAUUGCCCGUGAAGUAAUACAGACGGAUAUCCCUCGAUACCUUGGGAAUAAUGCAGUAUGCAAGCCAGGAAAUAGACAAGGACAAUCUGGGUUCUUGUAUAAGGGCUAUCGGCCAUUGACUGAUGCUCAAAUCCAGUCUUUAAAAGAAGACUCUGUAAAGUACACGAAAGAAAAGCAACAGCAUUCUCUUAGAUAUGGACGCGACGGUCCCGAUUACUUGGAUUCGUUGACGUUUAACCAUAGCCACCAAAACAACCCAGAUGGCUAUAAUCCACUUGGUACGACCUCUCUGAGACCUGCUGAAGGAUAUGUUCAUCCGAUCUCCAUACCAGCAUCUUUACAAGCGCUAGAGCCACAUAGGGAUCCACGUUAUCGCUAUUUGGCUGAUGGAAGACCAUGGUACGACAAUUUGGAAAGAAAAUAUGUUAAACCUUUCCGGGAUCCUGGUACCAUCUCUCCGGAACCUAUCCCUCCCGUGCACAUUCCACCGAUGGUCCCUCCACCAACGGCCCAAAGCAACUAUGGAAAUCCGAACCAUGGAGAAGCUGGCAAUAUUCUGCCGUCGGAGAAUUCGGGUCGCCCGCCCACACCGCGCGAUAGUUCCGGCGCACCUCUACCUGGUCGUUUCGUACGACAAAACGAUGGCAGAUGGUAUUACGAAUUCCACCAGGACAUACCAAGGACACCACACCGAUAA